AGCUAGAGAACAAGGCAAAUCAUCAACCUCUGUACUUCAUUUUGAGCCUCCGAUUACCCUCCAAACUGAGAGUACAUAAUGACAACUUGUUUCUGCCUUCCCAAAACUAAUCCAGAAGAGACUUCUGUAAGCAAAAGAAAUGAUCGAGAGCCUGCUUCUAACACUAAUUCUAAUAAUCCCAAAGGAAAAGGAUCCAAAGCUUUCAACUUUCGGGGGAACGAAAUCUGCGACAACAAAGGUGAAACCGUCGGAGUAUUUAACUUCGGCAACAAGAAGACCGCGGGCUCCACUGACAAGCAGGAUAGCGGCUCCAAUCUUGUUUUCAACUUUGAAGAUAUUAAAAUUCAAAGGAACCAGGCCAAGAAAACCGUCGGAUUUUGUGACUUCGGCAACGAAUUGGAUGAUGCUGGAACAGAUUGGCAGCGCAAAGUAUAGAAGUUCUUCUCCUGAGAAUCCGAUCCUUAUAGUUAUAACUUUGAU
Prunus mume (Japanese apricot) is the source of this 480-nucleotide messenger RNA. Lineage: Eukaryota; Viridiplantae; Streptophyta; Magnoliopsida; Rosales; Rosaceae. The record is from RefSeq and is a predicted model, not a curated record.